Messenger RNA from Neoarthrinium moseri, 2679 nucleotides. RefSeq lists its product as uncharacterized. Lineage: Eukaryota; Fungi; Ascomycota; Sordariomycetes; Amphisphaeriales; Apiosporaceae. The transcript is spliced from 6 exons. The coding region runs from base 1 to 2679 and encodes 892 amino acids. Gene Ontology annotation, cellular component: membrane. The record is from RefSeq and is a predicted model, not a curated record.
AUGUCAGCUUCCGGUGAUGAUAGCGAUGCUUUCUUCGCUCUCUACAGAUACACGCCAUCCCUCGAGGCCGCCGCUCUCACGGGAACGCUUUUCUCGAUACUGUCGAUAGCCCAUAUUGCAAAACUGUGGACGACCAGAUCCUUUUACUUUAUACCCUUCGCCAUAGGGGGUGUCUUCGAGGCUGUAGGCUAUUAUGGUCGCAUCUGGUCACACUUUGACAAGAAUGCCAUCGGCGGAUUCGUUGUGCAGUCUCUGCUUAUCCUUGUGGCCCCCGCUCUUUUCGCCGCUUCGGUAUACAUGAUCCUUGGGCGCACGAUCCGAGCUCUUCACGCAGAGCAUCACUCAAUUAUACGCAUUCAGUGGCUUACCAAGCUCUUUGUGAUCGGAGACGUCGUGUCCUUCUUUGCUCAAGGCGGCGGCGGUGGAAUCCAGGCGGCGGGGACACUGGAGCUGUACGAGUUGGGAGAAAAGAUUAUUCUCGUCGGCUUGUUUGUCCAAAUUGUUAUGUUUGGUAUAUUUAUCGUCUGCGCGGUCAUUUUCCACCGCCGCAUCGUUCUGCGACCCACCACGGAGUCUAGAGAAGGCACGAUUCAGUGGAAAAGCCAUAUGUGGGCUCUCUACUGUGUGAGUUGCCUCGUUAUGGUGCGCAGUGCAUUUCGAGUGGUCGAAUAUGCGCAAGGGAACGCAGGCUAUCUUGUCCGGCGGGAGUAUUUCCUAUACCUUUUCGACGCCGCGUUGAUGCUUGUAACCAUGGGAACGUUCUUGGUACAGUACGUAGAUGACCUGAACCCGGCAUCCCAAAGCGCCAUCCCUCAUAUGAACAAGACUCAUGUUCCUUUCAAUAUUCGUAACUGGUGCAGCCAAGCUGGCUCGCUCAUUAUCCCUGUUCGGCAAGUCGGCCAGUCACAGGACUUUGAGGUAGCGCAGAUCCAGGACAGCGUACACAGUAGGGGGCCUUCACCCCCUCCUCACCAUCCCCCGCCAUCAUGUAUGCUGGGCCCGCUAGAUGCUGUACCCCACAGAGGCAGCAUUCGGGCCCCUGCGGCGACAGGGUUCAUAAUGCGGAGAAACGAACAAAACUACACCACCCGCCCAGUGGACGCUUGGAAGACCUGGCCAGACAUACCUUCAUCCCUCCGUUCCACUGGUGAUAGCAUCCAUUGCGAGCUCACUGGCACCGAUACAACUAUGGCAGAUGCGCCCCAAAGGCGAGCUUCGACUGGUGCUGCCGUUGGUGAUGAGGCAAAAAGGGCACGCAAGAGGGCGACGGAUCGAAAAUCCCAGCAGAAUCAUCGUCGUCGGCAAAAGGCCUACGUGAAGCAGCUUGAAGAUUCCAUGCGAGCUUUCGAGCGCCAGUGUGCUGCGAAUCCAGAUGGAAGAGCUGCUGCACUCGUCGAGGCCCACAAGAAAUUGGAGCAACGCUUUGAAAAGGCUGCAUCACUUCUAGAACGUGUGCGUGGCAUCUUGAAUGAUAACUCGGAAGACUACUCGCUCCCCGGGGCAUUUGCAACUGGAACAGAAGACGACGAUAACCAACCAUGCAGGCACUGGGCUGAUGGCCUGGAUGGUCUAGAUUGUCUUGACAGCCAUGAUAAUCACGAUAACGGCACGACAUCGUCCAUGCACCCGUCAAAUAGUACGGCAUCCAUCACUCAUAUUGACACCCAACCCUUGAGUACGUCACCGGAGGUACAAAUCAAUACGGAGACCUACUCGUCAACAGUCCUUGACCUUCUCUCAUGCGGGUUGGACAUGCCAGAUUCAUCAGAAGCACUUGCCCUGGAGCCUAGCACCGAGACAACCCAGGGAUCUGGAGAAGAUGAUAGUCAGAUCGAUCCUAGUUUCUGCUUUGGGGCUAUCAAUGUCCCGGUUCACUAUCCAGAAACACUGCUCAGUGGCGAUAAAGGUUUUGAGCUUUGCCAAGCCAGCGAUGUCGCUGUCGCCUCCGCUGUUGACCCAGCAUCUGCGGUUAAUGUUCCGUCAACGUCCAGUGUCCUCACAAAAAGCAUAAUAUCCAUUGACUGGAAUAGAUGGCCAGCUCUAGCGCUUUAUGCUUACGGACCUCGACAUUCCCCGCCGGAAGGGACGGGUGCCAAGGUUUUGGAAAACAUGGUAUUGGAAGCAAAGGCUGAGCAUGCGAGCGGGCGUUUCAGCCAGGCGAAGCCAUCCCUUCGACGACUACUGACGGACGGCUCAGGAGACGUUUUGGCAUUUCGCCUGUUUCAUUACCUGAGCUGUUACGGCGAGAUGCCUCUGCAUCUGUUCCUAGGCAUAUUUUGGGUGCAGUACCUUGUGCUAAGGUCCCAGUGGCAAGUACUCAAUACCGAGGAGGAUUACACCAGAAUCCCACAGUUCAUGAGACCAGACUCCAUCGAACGGCAAAUUCCACACAGUAUAGUAAUUGAUCUUUUCGUCUGGCCAGAUUUGAGGCACGCGCUCAUCAAACAAUGCGCGGAUUUGGAUGCCGAGGCUAUUGGAAUGGAUUUGGUUAAGCAUCUCAACUCGUCUUGGUCACCCUCUAUUUCUUUAAGUAGCGGGCUGCAAGGAUCGAACAAUCUUGUGGCAAGCAUCGAUAUCAUGCACAUCAUUGAGCGUCAGGCUGCCUCUUGGGAAUUUUGGACAAUAGGCCCUGGUUUUGCUCGUCAGCAUACACAGUUCACCCAUUGUCAGCUGCGAUAG